Molecule: messenger RNA, 2702 nt
Organism: Bursaphelenchus okinawaensis
Lineage: Eukaryota; Metazoa; Nematoda; Chromadorea; Rhabditida; Aphelenchoididae
Source: the annotation of a GenBank genome assembly
AUGCUUCCGACGGAAUCCUUCGACUACCAAACCUUAUACAAAAGGGAGCCUUCUAAACGGUAAAUUCUAAAUUAAACUUUUGAAUGAUAUUAUUCAAAAUAUUCAGUUUUAUUACGAUUAGUUAAACUUUACGUUUCAGGGUCUUUGUGAACAGAAACCUAAGGCUGGACAAGAUCAAGUUCUUUGGAUUUGACAUGGAUUACACUUUGGCAGGUAAUUAUAUGUUAGUUUUAUUAUUUUAUAUUAUAAAGCGAAAGAAAUGAACGUUUGAAACGUUAAGAAGACUUACAAUGUUUUAGUAUAGACGAACCUUUGUUUCAGAGUACAAAUCGCCGGCUUUGGAAGAGAUGACCUUUGGUCUCGUAGUUCAACGACUCAUUGACAUAGGAUAUCCAGAACAGUUCAAGAAGUUCAAAUACAACCCUAUCUUUCCAGUCAGAGGCCUUUGGUUCGACUAUCACUACGGUAACCUCCUGAAGGUCGAUGGAUUCGGCAACAUUCUUGUAGCCGUUCAUGGAUUCAACUUUUUGAAACCGUACGUAUAUUUUGUUUCAGAUUGGUGUUUGUGUACUUUUGUUGUGAAACCAUGUAAACAAGUAGUUGAAAGUUGUUUACACGUUACUUUAGGUAUUGUUUAUAGGUAUAGAUUUUUCGGUUUUUAUGAUAAGAGAAGUUCAACUGUUAAACAGCUUUGUUUUAUACAUUAUAUUUGUCAUUAUUAGCAACACACUGAUAAUAAACUUCAUGAAACGUCUAAACCUAAACUCUUGUUAACGUUCGUACUGUUACAGAAAUGAGAUCGAAGAAUGUUAUCCCAACAAGUUCUUACACUUAUCAGACAAACGAGUAUUCGUACUGAACACUUUGUUCAACUUGCCAGAGACUUACUUGUUGGCCUGUUUGGUGGACUACUUUGACAACUCAACCGACUAUCAGAAGACGUCAGACAGAACUGGAGUCAAGAGUGGCGAAGUUGUCAUGUCCUACAAGUCCAUCUUCCAAGACAUCAGAGGAGCGGUCGAUUGGGUUCAUUCGUCUGUAAGUGUUCAUUUCCGAUUUUUUAAAAUUUUGUUUAUAUUUGAUAUAUUACUGUUUAUUUUUGUAAUUAUGACGUCAAUACCAUCUUUACUAUUUUUAUAGUUUUGAAUACUAUUUCUGGGCAAGCUUAAAACGUAGGAUGACAAAAUUAAGAGACAUUCGCAGUAAACAUGUAUUUUUAGAGCGAUAUGAAGAAGAACAUCCUCAAUAAUCUGGACAAAUAUGUUGUCAAAGACAGUCGAGCUGUAGAAUUACUGACACAGUUGCGGGCAGCUGAUCGCAAGACAUUCUUAUUAACUAACAGCGAGUAUUCUUACACUAAUGUAGGUUGUUAUACCUAUUUUCAUCACAUUUUGCAAGGUUUUUAGGUACCAAGUUAGUAAAGCAAUACUUAAAGUCUGUAAUUAUAUUGCCAUUUCAGGGAAUUAUGAGUUAUAUUUUGGGUGAUGACUGGACUUCGUACUUUGACAUUACAGUAGUCGAUGCCAGGAAGCCUUUAUGGUUUGCAGAAGGUACAGUAUUCAGAGAAGUCAACACGAGGACUGGAGCGCUUAAUAUCGGAAUUCAUACUGGACCGUUGAGGAAAGGUGUUGUAUAUUCUGGAGGUACGUGACGUACCAUUUAUACCUUUUACACAAUGUUUUACAUUCCUCAGUCUUACGUACGUAAUGUUACGUGUUGGGAGUGUUUAUUAAGAGGAUCAUAUUACAAUUGUAAUCUUCUUUCAGGGUCGUGCGAUGCUUUCAGAAGAUUGGUGAAGUGCAGAGGCAAAGACGUACUGUAUAUUGGAGAUCACAUCUUCGGUGAUGUGUUGAGAUCGAAGAAGACUCGAGGAUGGAAGACUUUUUUGGUGGUGCCGGAGCUUCAGCACGAACUGACCGUCUGGACUGGCAAAAGGACUUUGUUCGAGCGAUUGGGAGAUCUGGAAGUGGCUUUGGCCAAUUUGUAUAAGGAUUUGGACAGUAAGACGAAGCAGAAGCCCGAAAUCACAGACAUCAUCGGUGAUAUCAGGGUAAGUACGGGGUUUUAGCGGUGGUGUCUACUUUUUUAUUACAACUUCUUUAAAAUAUGAUUAAUGACACUUUUCAGAACGUAACGUACGAAAUGGACCAGGAGUAUGGAAUCAUAGGGUCGUUGUUCAGAAGUGGAUCUAGAACAACAUUCUUUGCCACCCAAGUCGAGAGAUACGCAGACAUCUACGCGUCGAGUUGUUACAAUCUUGUUCACUAUCCCACUUUUUACUUUUUCCGUGCCCCGAUGAACUUGAUGAGCCAUGAGAGGACGGUGGAUCACUAUUCUACCAUGCCUGACGAAGCAAAGGACAAUAUCGGACAGAAAGGUAACUUUAUAAUAAGUUCUUGGUUCUGAUAGCACUGAUAACUAAAGAGCAAUGUUGUAUAUUAACAAUGCAAUUUCAUCUCUAAUGUAUUACUGUAAUUGCAGUGCGAGGAUGGAGCCAGAUGAUGUCUAAAUCAGGAACCUUCUGCUACGAGGAGGAGGAAGAAGAGGUAUCGUCCAACUCGGAGAACGACAGUUCUCAUGAUCACAGUGGCAGUCAGUCACAUCGGAGUGAUAAGAAGGACUCUCAUGCUGACCUGAGAGAGACUCUCAACGACUGUGACGUCCUUGUGCCUUCAGAAGGGCAUGUCGACGAUCAAAGUUAA